Podospora anserina S mat+ is the source of this 672-nucleotide messenger RNA. RefSeq lists its product as uncharacterized. The record is from RefSeq and is a predicted model, not a curated record. Gene Ontology annotation, biological process: nucleoside phosphate metabolic process; ribose phosphate metabolic process. Lineage: Eukaryota; Fungi; Ascomycota; Sordariomycetes; Sordariales; Podosporaceae. Gene Ontology annotation, molecular function: ADP-ribose pyrophosphatase activity; ADP-glucose pyrophosphatase activity. The transcript is spliced from 2 exons. Bases 1 to 672 code for a protein of 223 amino acids.
AUGACCACCGUCCACCACCCCUCCCACCCGUCCAUCCCCAUCACCCUCCCCGACGGUCUCACAAAAGACCAACUCCUCAAUUUCCAUCCCUUUACCGUGUCCGAUGUCAAAAACGAUAAAAACGAGACGCUCCCCGGCGCGGUGUUUCUGAGAGGACCAUCGGUGGCUAUGCUUGUGAUGCUCAUACCCGAUGAUGGCAAGGAUGAGGAGGAGAGGUACGUUUUGCUGACGGUGCAGCCGAGGGUUGCGGCGGGGAGUCUGGAGUUUGUGGAGUUGCCUGCGGGGAUGGUGGAUGAGGAGGGGGAGUUUGUGGGGACGGCGGCGAGGGAGAUUGAGGAGGAGUUGGGGAUUAGGAUUGAGGAACGGGAGUUGAGGAAUCUGAGUGAGAUGGCGUUGGGGGAGGAGGGAGGAGGGGAGGGGUUGGGAAGGGGGGUGUACCCUAGUCCGGGGGCGUGUGAUGAGUUUAUACCUAUUUUUAUGUAUGAGAGGCGGGUGCCGAGAGAUACGUUGAAGGAGUGGGAGGGGAAGUUGACGGGGUUGAGGGAGCAUGGGGAGAAGAUUAGUUUGAGGUUGGUGAAGAUGGGUGAUUUGUGGAGGGUGGGCGGGAGGGACGGGAAGACGUUGGCUGCUGUGGCGCUGUGGCAGGGGUUGAGGAGGGAGGGGAGGGUGUAG